Molecule: messenger RNA, 951 nt
Organism: Striga hermonthica
Lineage: Eukaryota; Viridiplantae; Streptophyta; Magnoliopsida; Lamiales; Orobanchaceae
Source: the annotation of a GenBank genome assembly
AUGAGUCGAGGCUCAAAACUAAAAUUGUGCCACGGCCGUAAAUUUUACUUUUUUAAGGAGAGGCGCAAGCUCUCGCAGCAGCUGGAGUACGGGAAAAGGGUGGAGAAGCGGAGGCAGGCCCUGCAGCCUCUGUACUCGGACGAGGAGUACGAGAGGUUCAAGACCGAAAAGCUCCGGCAGCUGAAGCCGCUGGUGCUCGACAUGCCGGAGUUGGAAGCACCUAAAGGGCCGGAGGAGAAUAAGGGCGAGGAGUACGAGGUGGCGGAGAGUAGAGUGGCGCCGAGAAACCCUCGUUGGGCUGUGUACGGAGGGGGUUUGGAAGAUGUAUCGGCAGUUUUCAAUAGCGAGAGCUACGAACCUGGCACGGGUGAAAAAUCACAAGGUCCUCGUAAAUUAUUCUCGAAAGAGGAAAAGGCAUUACUGAAUCGGCGGGUUCCUGAUUUAACAGUUGCCACCUCAGGAAAAUGGAACCCCCUUCACACUCUUGCUGCCUGUGGGGAAUUUUACCUUGUGAACUCCUUGUUGAAACACAACCUCGAUAUCAAUACCCUUGACAUGAAUGGAUUGACACCUGUGCACAGAGCAAUACUUGGCAAAAAGCAGGCUGUUUUUAAUUUUCUUUUGAGAGAAUCAGCAAACCCGUUUGUUCGUGAUAAUGAUGGAGCAACCUUAAUGCACUAUGCUGUUUUUGCGGCUUCAACUCCGAUGAUAAAAAUCCUUUUAUUGUACAAUGUGGACAUAAAUCUUCAAGACAAUGAAGGGUGGACACCACUGCAUCUGGCUGUGCAAUCCCGUAGAACAGACGUGAUAAGGCUGUUGCUCAUCAAGGGAGCUGAUAAAUCACUAAAGAACAGGAACGGAUGCACUGCCUUAGAUCUUUGUCUUUACUCUGUUCGGUUAUUUGACUUCGAACUCAUAUCAUGCCUGGUCCUUGUGAGGAUGAUCAUAUGA